This is a messenger RNA of Vollenhovia emeryi, 9944 nucleotides long. Its product is annotated as protogenin-like. Lineage: Eukaryota; Metazoa; Arthropoda; Insecta; Hymenoptera; Formicidae. Gene Ontology annotation, biological process: cell-cell adhesion. Bases 423 to 4010 code for a protein of 1195 amino acids. Gene Ontology annotation, molecular function: protein binding. The record is from RefSeq and is a predicted model, not a curated record. The transcript has 19 exons.
GGAGGGAGGAAAGGGCGCUCCAGCUCGGCGAACGGAACAGCCGGCGGCAGCGAGACAUCUUUCUCUCUCCCUCUCUCUGUCUCUGUCCCUCCCCGGCUCCGAUCGAGGCCGACGAUGUCAAACAUGCGUCGACGGAUUUUGCGCGCCAGCAACACGACGACGACGGCGGCGGCGGCGGCGACGGCAACGACGACGACGACGACGACGACGACGACGACGAGGAAGUCGAGGAAGACGGCGACGAAGAAUCGACGACGGCGCACCACGGCCGUGCUCCUCUACCAGUGAAACGACAUACGUAAAACACAUCACAUACACACGCACGCACACACACACACGCGCGCGUGCGCACGCGCGCGCGCGUACACGCAACAACACACGCACGCACGCACCGGUACGCGGUUGCCGAUGAGCGUGGAUAUAUGGCGGCGCGAGUACUCUUGCUGAGCGUCUUGAUCACGGAAGUGCUGAAGCCAGCUUGCGCCGCAGGUGUUAAAGGUAUCGGAGGAAAUGUCAGCGGUAGGAACGUGUCGAAACCGGACGGUUCUGACGCUGGCUUGACUAAAGGAUCUGGACUGACGCUGGAAAUUCAACCUAGUGGCCAUGUGAUACUAGGAAAAAGGGGGAUCACAGUCAGUUGUACAGCUGGCUCCAACGAGACUGUGACCUGGUUGCACAAUGGAAGCCCAGCACCUCCGUGUGGUCUUACUCGCUGUGUUCUUCUUUCCAAUGGCUCUCUUCACUUUUACAAGAAACAAAAUUUACAAAUACAAAAGUUCAAAGAAAAGGAAAGGAAUAAUAUUGUUAACGCUAGAAACCAUAAUAAAGAUGAAUAUCGUUGCGUAACACGUACUAGUUUAGGAGAAUCGAUACGUUCAGCUCCCACCAUUAUUCAAAUAGCAGAACUUGCCCAUGCAUUUAAAGAGACUCCGGAAAAUAUUACUGUUCGAGAAGGCGAAGUCGCAAGGUUGUCUUGCUUGAUUGACAGUGUUCCUUUCCCACCCAAUAUUACGUGGCAGCAUAAUGAAACAUUGUUAUCCUAUCAUAAUGAAUCAAAGUAUUCUGUGGUACCACCAGGUGUUCUGUAUAUAAGUGCAACGAAACUGUCAGAUGCUGGCUUAUAUAGAUGCAUAGUCACUAAUGAAUUUCUAAAGAAGACCAAAAGGAGCAAAGAAGCAAAAUUAACGGUUAUCGCGAAAACGGAGAGCAACAAAACGCAUACGCCAUCGUCUUUGUUUCCACAGGUUUCGUACAAUCAUAGGCUGCUUAAUGGGUCGAAUCUUAGUUUGGCAUGCGCUGCAUCUGGUUAUCCCACACCACUUGUAACAUGGUCAUUUAUUCCUCGUUAUAUAGAUAAUGUUACAAAACCUCGCGUCCUUCUUAAUUCCACCACUGGCAUUAGUAUACUGUUGCUAAGAAACGUGAACAUUUCCAAUGCCGGUGUUUACCUGUGCUCUUCAAAGAAUUCUAUUACCAAUGACUUAGAAGUACAGAAUGUAACUGUAGGUGUAUUAAUACCACCGUCAUUUGUAAAAACGCCGACGAACCAAAUCUGUCCAAAUGGAAAAACAGCGAGAUUCGAGUGCCAGGCGCAAGGAUUACCUGUACCUCAAAUUUAUUGGCUGAAAGAUUCAAUGAAUAUUACUAUCAAUGGUCGCAGGACAACUUACGUUAAGGAAUAUAAUAAAAUAGAAUUAGCAAUAUCAGCAACAGUGCCGUCUGAUUCUGGCAUGUACCAGUGUGUGGCGGUAAAUGCAGUGGGUGAAAUUUGGGCUGCUGGCCGGCUCCAAGUAAAUACAUCGCAUAAUAGUCCCGCUACACCCACUUCUCUGAAGUGUCAUGCUGUUUCACCAGUUAAAAUCUUAAUUUCGUGGGAACCACCAAAGUCUGUACCAUAUACCAGUAUUACAGCUUAUACCGUCCAUUAUAGCCCUGUAGAAGGUGGUAAGGAGGAAGUUUCGCCACCGGAACCAGGGAAUUCUACGUCUGUAGAAGUAACCAAACUUCUUGAACCAUUUACAAAUUACUCGUUCUACAUACGAGUGUGGAACAACUAUGGUGCUAGCGAUCAAUCGGCCACCAUUGUGUGUUCCACUGCUCCAAGUGUUCCUAAAGGCACACCAAAAAUGAAUGUGGAUAUAAUCAGUAGUACAAAACUAAAUGUAUCGUGGGAGCCGUUGAGUAAAAAGGAGUCCCGCGGCGACGUGGUAGAAUAUAAACUAUUGUGGAGACUCCACCAGAGCUCAGCCUCCAGAUGGGUGCACUAUCUACCUGCCUCUGUUCAAUACUACAUACUUUCCGACUUGGAGCCUGGAGUGCGGUACGAUCUUCGAGUAUUGGCGAGAACGAAGCAGGGCGAGCCAAAUAUUAGUGAAGCACAAUUAGACUGGAUUACUGUAACCAUGCCGACUACCAAUCAAUCCAAUCAGUUUACUAUAAGAAAUGUUGUAGAUAUUCAAGUAUUAAUUGUUAACGCCUCAAUAAUCAAGAUGAAAUGGAAGAUCAACUUCAAGCAAAGCGAUCAAAUUGAAUCACAGUUCGAUUCCUGGCAGAUUUAUUGCGAAAAUCAAAAUGGCGAGAAGUUAAAGAAUAUUCAUUUACCACAGAACAUUACCGAAUACCUAUUUACUGAUCUUGAUAUGAACGUUUCUUAUACUAUGCGUCUGUGCAUGGUGAGCUCGGGUGAAUCAACAGGUUGCUUGACGAAACACGUAGAGACCGUACAAUCCGAUCCUAAUACUGUGCCAAUGGCUUUGGAGGCUACUCCCGUCUCGCCUACGUCCAUUAACGUGUCCUGGACAUUGUCCGGUGUGCACGACGUAAAUUCGUUCGAAUUUUGUUAUCAUGCGGUGCAUGCGCAAAAUUUUAACAAUUCUAAAUGUUCUAUCGUAAAUGACACGAAAACAAGCGUUGACGAGCUGAAGCCUUUUACUUUAUACGAGUUUAAAGUGAAAGCCAUUAAGCACGAUACAAAUCGGACGAGCUUCUAUAGUAAAUCUAUAGAAUGCUAUACGAACGAAGAUGUUCCUGGUAAAGUCGGUGGAUUAUAUUGGUUCCUGGAGGACAACACGAAUGUACGAAUUACGUGGGAGAAGCCGAACAACACAAACGGCAUUAUACAAAAUUAUAUUGUCGCAUAUGCCAUGGAUUCGGCGACGACAUGGAGCAACUUGAUCAUACUCGGUAAUAAGACGACGACGCACCUACCAGGUUUAACGCCGGGGAAACAAUAUUUCGUUACGGUGCGGGCAGCGACGAAAGCUGGCUAUGGGAAGCCAUCGUAUCCUAUUACUGUUUAUGUCGGCGGUACUAGUCGUAACGGUAGUAAUGGUGGUAGCAGUGGUGGAACGUCGAAAGUACCCGCGCCGUCGGGCAAUGAGAAAAACUCUAAGCCCGAUCGAAGUCUAGGUGUGAUCCUCGGAGUGAGCAUAAGCGUCGGAUUUAUCAUGAUAUGCCUGUGCAGUAUAUACUGCCGGAGAAAGUUUGAGAAUUCUCGAUUGAGAAACGACGCUCAAUCUACAAAUGGGUGUGUGCUAUCGCGAAACGGAAAUGGAUGUUGCGCGGAGCAGUCCUCCACCUCCGUGGGUCAACAAGCGAACGCCACCGGUGCCCCAAAUGAGAUUGAAUUGGCAGUGCUGUGUCCGUCGACGCCGGUCGAGACAAAUCCGCACUCGGACGCAAAGGGCGCACAGUCUAACGGGGUUUUCGAAAUUUGCGCGAAAGAACCCUUACUGUCGCCGUGGGAGGUGAAUGGAGGCUCGAAGGAUGUUCAUAUUAUGGAGAAUCCUCAGUACAAAAGGAGAGGCAGUUCUGCCUCGAAUAAUCAACGGGAGGAGGAGGAGGAGGAAGAGGAGCAAGAUCUAGAGGGCACGCAGCUCACAAUGGUCAAUUGUACUUUAGGCAGUAGCGCUAGCAGUUUAAAUAACAAUUCAGGAUGUCCGGACGGUGAGACUUUAUCAUCGCCGAAAGCCACGUGUGCACCUGUUCCGGCGCUCGGACCAAACGGGUGAAAGUGCGUUAGGCAAUACGCUAAGGUGUUCAAUGCUUCUCAGCGUUAUCAAGGUACAACAGGUAGGAGUACAUGAGUUCUCCUAUUUCCUCCUUCCUUACGGUCGAUACGGCUGCCAUCGGUCGCAGUCACGGUCCGAAUCAACGCGCGGGAAAAAGAAAAUAGCGAUGUCCAGCCCCGAGAAAGCAAAAGCAAUGCCAAAUUGCAGCAGCCUCGCAAAGCAGGAGUAUUGUCUGACACAUGAUUGAUGUAAAUAAUACACCGUUUCGGAAAAGGAAAUCGCGACGUUGGUCGCCACGUUGUAAAUACGAGCAAAAUACAUUUAUCGCGCGGAGAACAAAGCUCGUCUACAUAAGCAUCUCAGCGAAAGCAACGCAAUUCUAAAAUUCAUUGCAUCCUUUGCAUAGUGCACUGGUCGCAUAAACGACACGUGAAGUGUUUGCCGGACUCGUGUAUGUAUACAGAAUGAUUCAAAAUAUCAUUUGAGGAUGAAAAUUAAGUAUUUUCUCGAAGAGAAUUUAUAUAUAGGUAUCUAUCUAUCUAAUAGCGCUGCAGUCCAAGUCGGACUUGGGCUUCUUCUACUUUUUUCCUCCAAUUCGAGGCCUUGUUUUUAUACUCUAGACAGGAUUUGUUUCUCUGGGAGUAGGUUGCCAAACCUACCGUCCAACCCCCAAUCUGGAGGGUCAGACUCUAGAGGAAUGUGGCAGGAUACUUUUAAUGGUUGCCACUUUUUUUCAAGAGCUGAUGUUCGAAGAAAAGUCAGCGUUCUUGACUGGAUUUAAAUUCAGAUCUUCUUGUUAAUUUGUUUACCAAUUGUAAGCAGCGCACAUCUCUCCGCGCCACGCUCGCCGCUAAUAUAUAGAUAUAGUUAAAGAGUUUUGAUAUUAAAGUUUUAUGAAAGGACAUUCACUAUCGGUAUAUUAGCGAAUACUGCUAGCGAAAUUAUUUCGUUAUUCGGUUCUUGAUUGAGAAUUGUUUAGCAGUGAAAUGUGCAACGUUUUCGAACAUAGGCUGUUGCUUCAAGAGAGUAUUAAAAUGUAUCGCUCUUCGAUCCUCAACAUGUCGAAUAAUUCUGUAUAUAUAUAUGUAUAUAUAUAAAUUAAGUAAAUUGUCGACGUGCUGAAAAUUAAGAGAUGCACGAACAAAAUGAACUGAAAUGAAAAACAGCAAGUUUCCGAUGCCUCUGUACAUAGAAUAGAAUAAUUGUUGAUUGUGAAUAUGUCCAUAAAAUAUCACACUUGGAAUACAGAAAAAAAAAGACAUGCGGACGUGCAUUCCUUCGCGUUUGGGGACACAAAAUUGCUGAAUAUCCGGGCACAACAUGGCCUAAAAGUUGACAAAGUUUCAUUCUGAUAACAGUUUUCGGGCUGACGAUUGCUUAAAAUGGAGCAGAGACACUGAUCAUUCCAAAAUAAGUUUUCCAUUGAUAUUUAAUUGUAAACAAAGGAAGAACGUUUAGUAUUAAGAAAACAGGGAAAGGCUCUAACCAGAUGCUACGCGUUUUUAGAGAUGUUAAGAAAAUUUUUUAUUCCGUGUUUUUUUCUAUUUUUUCCCCUCUCUUUUCUAUACAUUUUUCUUUCUAUAUUUUAACAUACCAUAUGUGUGUCAUUAAGGUAUCACUUUUACAAAAAAAAUUGAUUUCUCCAAGAAAUCAAAGUAAAAAUUUUUUUUGCAUUUGGAGCUAGUGUGCAUGACAAAUGAAGGAUUUGUUAAAUAGCUCUUAAAAUAUCUGAUGUAAGUUUUGUAUUAGUUUAAAGUGGACUAUCGAUAUAUCAUACUUUAAAUUUAAAAAGAGAGAUCCUAUGAAUGGGAAGAAAUAUUCAGAAAGAUAAUCGCGCUCAGAAUAUUACGAUUCAAAUGAAUGGCGUGUAACAGGCCACCUUGUUUUCUCACAAUUGCUUACUUCUAUAAGAGACUUCAAAGACUGCAUUAAUAGACGAUAUUUUUAUAAUUAACAGAUAACCUUGUCGGAGAAUGUUUAUGUGAAAAUACUUUACGCAAUACGUUGCGUAAGAAGAAUUUUACAUAUUCCUCGGGUUUCUUUCCGUUCAUAAGAUUGAUAUCGUUUUUAAGGCGAUUAGGUAAUCGAUAUGCGAUUUAAUGUCAACAUUUUGUAAGUACGAUAUUUAGCGUGUUAACUGGUAAAGCAGUUCUGUGUAUUACACAAAAAGAAAGAAGCAGCAUUCGUGACGAAUCUACAAGACACAUAUUCCAGACUGGUGCAUGUUACCAUGACAGAAAAACCCAACGCAGUACCUGAUAGAAUAAGCUAUAUCGUUUAGAGUGAGACGUAGAAAUGUCAAUGUUAUUACUGUACCUCCACUAAUUGUUAUUUAUUGCAUUUUACAUUCAGCAUAUACUUUAGAUGAACACAUUACACUGGAUCAUGCAAUAACAUAGUCACCAUGAGCACAGUAUGAAAACAAUUAACGCUAGAAUUAAUUCGAUCUGCACAUAUUAAAAGGACUAUCAUAUCUUCAUUCCAUAGAAUAUUACCGCAUUUCCAUAACGGAGUCCAUUAGACAUCCAGCAUAUUGAAACUGUCCCGAAAGUAGCUUCGUUUAAUUUCGAGAGACCGGAACGCACCACCGUCGUAUUGCCAAUCCUUUUGCGUUUCAAUACGGGAGGCAUUCAGUUGAUUAACUGUGCACCAUGAUUUACUUAUUCCGUUUACUGGACUUUGCAAAUCGCAUUUACAAUAGCUCUAUAUAGUUUACACAGGUCAGAUACAGUUCUACGAAAUAGAAAGAAUCGUUUUAUUUACACAUGAAUACAUGGAACUUGUUAUAUGUAUUAUAAAUAUAAUUAUGAGAAUCUCAUAUAUAUAGAAUCGCAUAUACAAUUAUUGAAUUUAUAUAUUCUUAAACAGUUCUUUCUUUUCUUUUUUUUUCUCUUUUUUUCUCUUUUUUGUGCAGCAACCCUUACUUGUUACGAAUGCGUUUGCAUGCAUUCAACGCAUCUGGCUUACGAUUUUAUUUAAUCUGUUUUGCAUUUGUUGUCAUAUAUAAUGUGUAAUGCCUGUUACAUUUUAUAUUAUUUCCAUAUUUGUUGAGGGUAUAUACGUUCAUAUGCUUUUUCAUGUACUUUUUGUAUUUGUUGAUGGUAUAUUUUAGAAGAAUCACUUCUAUAGCGUUGACGAUAGCUAAGUUGCCGUAUAAUAACGAGAAAGAGCAGGACGUUGAACCGAUUGUUCCUUUAGUUGGUUAUUACGUAUUGUUAAUAGUAUACAUCAGAAGGAUACAUUUUUUCACGUUAUUAUACACUCUUGCGCUUUGGAAAAUAACAUGUAUAUAUGUAUGUACAUACAUAUAUUUAUGUAUAUCUGCAGCGUACAAAGCACUUGGGGGAAUAAUUUUAAAGAGACAGCUGUUAAUUAUAUUUAAAAAAAUCGAAUUCGGACAUCAAAAAGAGAAUUGACUUUAGGACAGGUAUGACGUAUAAGCAGCAGAAAGUAUUCGAUGCUUUUACUUAGGUGUUAAGGCUCGCGUCCACGAAUGUUUUCGGACAGAAAUCUCCACACUUGGAUAAGUUCAGAUAUGACUGCGAUCGAGUGUAAUUUAUGCCUUCCAUAAUUUAUCCGACAUGGCAUUUAUAAAAUGCCAUUUAAAUUUGAAUUUCCAAAUGAAGCGUAUAUCUUCUCUAAAGAGCCAAACGUAUAAAUUAGUCAUUUGUUUCUCUGAAUUUGCGAUUUUAUUUAGGAAAAAGUGUAGUAAUUUUAUUGCUAACUUAAAAGAAUUCUCGAUUAUAAAUAUCGAAAUAAUCUGGAUUUAAACGACUUUCCCGUGGACGCGAGCUCUUGAAUAUAAACUGACAGUUGUAUAAGUUUCGUGAGAGAAUGAGUUUAUACCUAUCGGAACUGUCCUCAUCCCAUUUUUUACGUUUAAGUAGCGUAAUGUACUAUACUUCCCUUAGCUGUAACGUAUGUCACUCCGGUCACAUGUACAAUUCUGCUGCUGUAAUCCCGACUUCAUAUCCGCGGUAUCAUAACGGAAUAUCGUAUUAUAAAGAGAGAGAGAGAGAGAGAAACAAAGAGGUAGCCGCAGCGGCGAUCGAAACGCCAACAGCAAUCAGUAAUUUAAACAAAACGACAAACACUCCGUACAUGCAUACCAUAGUGCUCUUGAAUAAUUUCGUGGAUGUGAUAAAGUUUUACGUCGUGAACAAUUGACUAUAGAGUCGCCGUUCAGGAGAGUGAAAUCGCGUUAACGAGAGUGCCUCACGUCAAGCGGUUGCAGGCCGUUCCUCCCUCGUGAGGAGGACAACCUGCAGGGCAGGGUUGAGCGUAAAAUAUUUGUAAAAAAUAGUUACACCUACGUGCAUAACAAUAAGUAAUCUGUCGUCGAGAAUUCAUAUUUUCAGUCAGGAAUGCCAAAUUUAUAUCUUGCUUGUGUUACUUUUAGCUGCUAGUUUGGGCACAGUUUAGGAUGUAACACGAAAAAUUAAUAACGAUUUGGAACAUUUUGACUCUGUACCCCUGGACACAAUGAAAAUUUGAUAUGUUAACAAUUUGAAAGAGUUUCUUUCUAUAUUGUGUUAUCCGAUUUAUAAUGUAUAUCGUUAAUUUUGUUUACAUACGUAUUAAAAAGUUUGUGUGAACGUACCGUUCAACAAUCCGUAUGACGAUUUUUACGGCACGACCCUGCUGGAGAGUUUCACGUGACGCACUCUGUAUGUACAAAGUCCACGAAGAUAACAUUACCUUAUAGUACAUACAAAAGCAAUAAGCAUCAUCUCGCGUCUAGCGAUAAAUACGUUCCCUGGUAUUUACGGCGAACGCGAGUGUCGGAAAAAUGACAAAUGUUAUAUCAUAGAUCAUAAUCUACUUAUCACCGUAACAACUAUUGCGCGCAUUCAUCGAUCAUCAAUUGUCAUAAUUUGCCGAAUGAACCGGAGGACACGGCACCGUCGUCGUGGACCUCCGCAACAAUUAUUAUUGACGUUACUCACACUUGCGCAUUAAUUUCGCCUUUCUUAAUUUAGAAAUACCCGCGAUGCGGCAGCCAAAGAGAAGAACGUUCUAAUCGUCUUUUUAAAUCGCGCGUAUAAAUGAAAUCCGUGCAAGACCCACCCGCGGUCGCUCCGUAUAUAAUAUACACACGCAAACACACAUGCAUACACACAUUCCUUUCAUACAGAGUACGAUAUAAUUCAUCAGACAGACUGUAGUGUUAAAUACACAAUAGCAAAUAUUGAUUGUAUUGUACGGCGGCUCUAGUCGAACGAAUAUACCUCCGUAAUUGUCACUCUGAGCACAGAGUGAUUUACAUUACUUAAUUUUAACUUAACGUCGGUACCUAUUAGACUAUUGUUUACAAUUUUUUUAAAAUGCAGUUUACCUCAAAGAUUAUAUUUUCACGCCCGGUGGAUAUAUACGCACGCGCGUGUAUACAAUAUAUAUAAAUAUAUAUAUUAUAUAUACACAUAUAUAUAUGUAUACACAUAUAUUGCGUGUGCGCAGCACAUACAGUAUAUGUAUAUAUAAUAGCCGCGAGACAUUACACUUUAUUUUACACCUAAUGUGUAAGGGAGAAGAGAACCCAGUAAUUUUAUUCAUUUAUAUUAUACUAUUUACCGUUAAUUAUAAUUAUUAUGUGUAUUAAGAAGACUAUUAAUUUAUUUUCCGCAAGCCCUCAUUUCGCCCUUCUUUCCGAUUUAGAUCUACCCAUUAUCUCGAUGCGACAAUUAUUCUUUAGGGUGCAGUUACUUUGUACAUACUUUUACCUGCGAUUGUAUAUACAUAUUAUAUUACCUGCGAAGAACAUUAAAAUAUAUAUUUUAAUAUAUUACGUAUAAUGAACUACAUGAAAUUAUAAUCUUAUUGUUUGAAGUAUAUUAAGACUAAAUACACUAAAUAUUUAAUAAUACUGUUGACCCUUCUUGAACACGUCUUGUUGUAACCACUGAUUCAAUAAAAUUAAGACAGUGUACAAAUGCA